UUUAUCGGGCUCGUUUAGCGGCUCUCCGGCGGACGGAGGGUCCUUUCCCAUAUUGCCGACCUUCGACAGCGUGCGCGUUUGCGCACGCCUCCAGAGAGCAAGAAUCGGCUGCGCUGUCGGAGAGACCUGCGCCUGGAAAAGACUUGAGGAGUCAAUGCCAGGCAGGAGGCAUUCGCCGGGAAUUCAAGAGCAGCGGCUGCGAGACAGUUUCCUUGGUCUGUUCGUGGAGUACGCGGCGCACAGCCGCAGUAUACGACAACAUCGCCGUCCGGACGCAGCUGCAAGCAGGGAGAACUUGUUAGGCACGUGGCGUGGCCUCCGCUGAAAGAAGGUGUGGCACGGACGUAUCCGGGUGUCACUAAAUCAUGUCGAAGAAGAAAGUAUGCAUUGCGGGCGCCGGGUCGAGCGGACUGACGUGCGCGCGCCAGAUGCUCGACUACGGCUUCGACGUGGUGCUGUACGAGCGGUCCGCGGACAUCGGAGGCCUCUGGGCGUACCACGACGAUGACGUCGAGGGGCGGGCGUCCGUCAUGCGCACUACCAUUAUAAACACCAGCAAAGAGAUGAGCGCCUUCAGUGACUUUCCACCGCCCAAGGACCUCCCCAACUACAUGCACAACACCAAGAUGCUGGGCUACUUCCGGAGCUACGCCGACCACUUCGGCGUCACCAAGCACGUGAAGACGAGGCACGACGUGGUGCAGGUGACGCCAGCCGCGGACUACGAGAAGACGGGCCGCUGGGACGUGCUCGUCAGGGACCUGGAAGCGAACACCGACCGCACGGAGACGUUCGACGCCGUGGCCGUGUGCGUGGGACACCACGUGUACCCGAACGUGCCGCACUUCAAGGGACAGGAGAAGUUUCGCGGCCGCAUUGUGCACACGCACAGCCUGAAGAACGCCGACACGUUCCGGGACCACCGGGUGGCCGUGGUUGGCAUCGGCAACUCGGCGGUCGACGCCGUCGUCGACGUCAGUUACGUUGCCCUCGAGACGUACCUGUCCACGAGAAGGGGCGCCUGGGUGGCCAAGCGCGUCGGCCCCAACGGCAUGCCCAUCGACAUCUUCCUAGCCACGCGGCUCAAGAACUACAUGACGCGCGCCCUGCCGGAAUCGGUGACCAACGACUAUCUGGAGAACAUCUUGAACGGGUUCUUCAACCACGAGGCUUACGGACUCAAGCCCAAGCACCGCUACAACGCGCAGCACCCGACCGUCAACGACGCGCUGCCCAACCUCAUCCUCAGUGGCAAGGUUUGCGUGAAGAAGGACAUCGCCGAGUUCACCGAAGACGGCGUACUCUUUCAAGGCGACGACAAGGUGACCCUGCUGGACGACGUCAUCCUGGCCACAGGAUACCAGAUCAAGUUUCCUUUCUUACCGAAGGACGUGGUGUCCGUAGUGGACAACCAAGUGCAGCUGUACAAGUACGUCUUCCCGCCCCAGUUGAAGCAUCCGAGUCUGGCCAUCAUUGGGCUCAUCCAACCAGUCGGCGCCAUAUUUCCAAUUGCCGAGAUGCAAAGCCGCUGGAUGGCCGAGCUGUUGUCCAAGAAACGCUCGCUACCCUCGGAGGAGGCCAUGUUCGAGAACAUCCGCAAGAAGCAAGAAUACAUGCGGCGCCGCUACGUUUCGUCCCCGCGUCACACCAUCCAAGUGGACUGGAUCAACUACAUGGACGAGCUGGCCAGCCAGAUCGACGCCCGACCUAACCUCCUCAAGUACUUAUUCACGGACAACGAACUCUUCCGCGCGCUGCUCGGGCCCUGCGUGCCGUACCAGUUCCGGCUCGAAGGUCCGCACCCGUGGUCCGGCGCGCGGCAGGCGAUCCUCGACUCGCGCUACCGGGUGAUGUACCCGCUCAACGACCAAUGCACCUCCUUCAGGCGCAAGAAGAAGGGCCCGUCGGCAUUCCUCUACAUGUUCCUUUUCUUCUUCGUGCUGGCCGUUGCAUACGCGCUUUCUGGAAUACGGCAACAUUCCUAAUAACUUCGCCCGUCCUUGUUGAUCUCCUCCCUAAGGACUCAAAAUGCAAAGGUUUAUUCGCUAAGCCCAUUGGAGCGCGUGUCCUAGAAGCGGGUGCCAGAAGCAGGUGAUAUCUCCUGUUCAGCGCUGAUGUGUUCCAACGGACGAACAAGUGCACCAUAAACGCAGCAUACGGACUAGUCGUGUAUACAGUGCAGUUGAGUUUACUGUCCACUGUGACAUUUAUGUUGCUGCGAAUAAUGCACAUUGUUUUGUUGAAAAUAAAGAAAUUAUAGUUUCGUCUCGA
This is a messenger RNA of Dermacentor albipictus, 2271 nucleotides long. RefSeq names its product flavin-containing monooxygenase 5-like. Gene Ontology annotation, molecular function: NADP binding; flavin adenine dinucleotide binding; N,N-dimethylaniline monooxygenase activity. The record is from RefSeq and is a predicted model, not a curated record. NCBI's taxonomy places the organism in Eukaryota, Metazoa, Arthropoda, Arachnida, Ixodida, Ixodidae.